Messenger RNA from Osmerus eperlanus (European smelt), 5546 nucleotides. Its product is annotated as casein kinase I-like. The record is from RefSeq and is a predicted model, not a curated record. Gene Ontology annotation, biological process: endocytosis; peptidyl-serine phosphorylation; positive regulation of canonical Wnt signaling pathway. Gene Ontology annotation, cellular component: nucleus; cytoplasm; plasma membrane. Gene Ontology annotation, molecular function: protein serine/threonine kinase activity; ATP binding. The coding region runs from base 642 to 2042 and encodes 466 amino acids. The transcript is spliced from 14 exons. Lineage: Eukaryota; Metazoa; Chordata; Actinopteri; Osmeriformes; Osmeridae.
GGAGCUACUAGUAGCCAUUCUAAGCUGGUAACGUUCAGUCGCAGCACUUAUACUCUGUUACUAGUUAGCAAGUUGCCAUCUCCAGCCCAGGUAAAAUAGUUUGGUAACUGAUCUAGGUAAUGGCACAUGACUUUGCUUAGCACGCUUUUAAUUUCUCCAAGACUGCCAAACCACUGGUUAGGUUUGCUUACAGAAAUAAAGGUGCAGUGCUCAGUAUUUGCAUGGGAAUUGUGGUGGGACGUAGGUUAUUAUUUGAGCAAACUGGCUACAUUUGCUGUAUAACAUGAACUAGCUGGCUAUUUUCCACCAUACGACUUGCUGGUUGCAAUCUCUGGCCAGUUUGCUGUAAUAAGCUACAGGCGGCAUUCUGUACAUAGGGUGCGUCCCAUUUGUCGAUAAAUGUCUCGUCUCGUCAUAACUACUCGAUUCGUCCAAAUAUAUUAACUUGAAUCAAUGUAUUUCUGCAUUGUAAUAUUGUUCUGUCCCAGAACUAGAGGAGGUUACCUGUCUGAACUCUUGCCAUCCAUCCCAAAUGUGGCAGUUGCAGUGACAGGGCUGGGCAGAGCCUUGUGCCCUGGCCCAUUUGCCCACCCAUAGAGCACCUGCUGAACCCUUCCAGGGACAAAGUCACUACCUGAGCCAUGGAGCAGGCCCGGGAGAAGGAGGCAGAGCGACCAGCCCGUAGCAGCAAAGCAGGCCAAGGGCGAAGCGGACACUCGCGCGCCUCUGGAUCUUCCGGUUCCUCUGGAGUACUCAUGGUGGGACCAAACUUCAGAGUCGGCAAGAAAAUAGGCUGUGGUAACUUUGGAGAGCUUAAACUAGGUAAAAACCUCUACACCAACGAAUAUGUUGCAAUAAAAUUAGAACCAAUAAAGUCAAGGGCACCACAACUGCAUCUGGAGUACCGGUUCUACAAAACAUUGGGCAGUACAGCAGAGGGACUUCCCCAGGUCUUCUACUUCGGGCCCUGUGGUAAAUAUAAUGCCAUGGUGUUGGAGCUGUUGGGGCCUAGUCUGGAGGACCUCUUUGACCUGUGUGAGAGGUUCUUUUCUCUAAAGACUGUCUUAAUGAUAGCCAUUCAGUUGCUCUCACGGAUGGAGUAUGUCCACUCCAAAAAUCUAAUCUACAGAGAUGUGAAGCCUGAAAACUUCCUCAUUGGGCGACAGGGGAACACAAAGGAGCAAAUUAUUCACAUUAUUGACUUUGGCCUAGCAAAGGAGUACAUAGACCCAGAGACCAAAAAACAUAUCCCUUACAGAGAACACAAGAGUCUCACUGGGACUGCACGAUAUAUGUCAAUCAACACGCACCUGGGAAAAGAGCAAAGCCGACGUGAUGACCUGGAAGCCUUAGGCCACAUGUUCAUGUAUUUCCUACGAGGGAGUCUACCAUGGCAAGGACUCAAGGCUGACACCCUGAAGGAACGAUACCAAAAGAUUGGAGACACCAAACGCAACACUCCCAUCGAAGUCCUUUGUGAUAACUUCCCAGAGGAGAUGUCUACGUAUCUGCGCUAUGUCCGAAGACUGGACUUCUUCGAAAAGCCUGAUUACGAGUAUCUAAGGACGCUUUUCACCGAGUUGUUUGAGAGAAAAGGAUACACCUUUGACUACACAUAUGACUGGGUCGGCAAGCAGAUUCCUACACCAGUAGGGUCUGCUCAUGUCGAUUCAGGAGCAUCUGCCAUCACGAGAGAGAGCCAUGCUAACAGAGAAAGAGCCAUGCAGCAACCUCUACGGAACCAGACAGCCGCUUCAGAUGGCAGGGGUGCGUGGGAUGCACAGCCCCACAGAAAGACAAACUCCUCCUACCUAAGCUCCCACCUGGCUGCAGACAGGCCUGGGGGCUCGGUGCAGGUGGUCAGCUCCACCAAUGGGGAGCUAAAUACGGACGAUCCACUGGCAGUACCCUCAAACGCACCAAUCACGACGCAGGCCGAGGUGGAGGUUGUGGAUGAGGCCAACUGUGUGAAAAUGCUCAACCUGUGGUGCUGUUGUUUCUUCAAGCGAAAACGAAAGAAGAGCUCUCCGAGGCACAGAUGAGCUCCUUACACUGUGUCCUCACGAAGAAACGCCCUCCUUUAGGAUGGGGGGGAGAAAUAUUCACUAAACAAGAAAAGUGGGAUAAUUACUUACUUAAUGGUUCGGGGCCCACUGAAUGGAAUUAUUCAGACAGAAUAUUAGACAGACUUAACCCUCAAAUUCUUUAUUUUUUUCUGCUUCAUCUGUCUUUCUUUUGACAUUUGGCCUUGUCAAAAAUUACAAGAGGCUCAAAUGCAGGCACACUUAUUUUCUGUACAUCACCUUUUUUGUGUUUCUCUUACUUUUUCCUAAACUGGAAAUCUAUCCAGUAGCCUGUUGCUCUUAAUCUUGUCUUUGACUGAGAGACAGUUUAGUCUCUUGCACUCAUUUGUCUCUCAGUUUUCUUUCUCUGUAUGUAUGUAUCAUUCUCUAUUCCCCUAUUUCUCCUCUCUUAAACCAUCCCUGGUGCAAAUAACAACUGAAUUUAAGACUUAUUUUAUGGAUUUAUGUGUGUUUCUUAUUGCUACAUAUUCAUGUUUGUACAUAAUGUAUAUAUGGAUGGACUGGUAUGGGGAGGCUUAUUUAUUAUAAUCCAUGCACCCCUCAUAGCCAUUGAUGUUCAGGCAUUGAACCUCUGUACAGUUUUGGUGCAAUAUAUUACCAUGGCUUUGAUUCGGAGCUCCAUUGUGCUUUUCUCUUCUGAAUGAUGUGACCCUACAUGUCCGAUGUUAACAUGCUUCAUCUCCUUGUCUCCAAAUUUCUACUGCUUUGUUUGUGUCUGUCAGUUUGGCGUUGCAGAAUGAAGUUGAUCCGAAAUGUUAAUCUUAUGUAAGCUUUGCUUUAUCGUCUCUAAACACUAAUGAGUAGAAUGUUUUAAGUCGGCCCAGAUAUGAACUUUGGAGCCCCGUUCUACCUCCAGCCUGUUUGUCUGUCUUGUAAGUGUACAGGAUCUGGGACAAAGAAAGUAGACUUAGUUUUGCUGAGUACAGUUUAUCAUUGACAUGUCACUGCUCCCUCUUCUGGCCUGACCAUGUGAUGCCUUAAUCAGACCACCUGUCUAAAGCGCCUUUCAGGACAGGUGCCUGUGCACUGCAUUGAGACACCAGCCAUGAAAAGGACAAGUCUGUUACCAUGACGCUCCCUCACUGCUCUAAUGGUCUGUCACAGACACUGUUGACCUCAAUCCUUACUUCGUAGGGUAUGUGCGCUACUAAGACCAUAUUGUCUUGGCUGAAUUUAUUUGCCUCCUUGACCAGUUUUAAGAAAAUAACUUAAUAGUCGGGCACAAAAAGCUGGAAGUCGGUCCAGUCUUUUUCAUGCGGCCAAACACUUGGGAUAUACUGAGGUAAUUGAAUACUUGUGGAAAUUAUCACAUUCCAUGCUAUUCUCACUGUUUGUUUCUACUAAUACUGAUUCGACUAUGGAGACAAUGUUUUUCUCGAUCUCCAGAUGUGCUUGUCGUUAUUCCUCGGGUGCAGGUGCCGUGCCCUCUUCUAUUAUGAAUGUUAAGGUUAUAAAAUGCUAAACGUGGCAAAGAUGAUGUCUUGCUAAGCACCAGUGUUUACUCCUACCAAGUAUAUGUUGUUUGAAUUCAUUUUGUGUAUUAAAUGUGAACCAGAAAUGUAUGAUGUACUGUAUUUUAGCCUUUUUUUAAUCAAAAACCUUGCAUUUUGGUGGGUGAAAGUAGUGAAAGACGUUGGUUCACUUUUUCUGCUCCUACUGUGAAAGUGUUUAUAAUUCCUGUCAAAUUAUUGCUACCAUGGAUAAUAUGAUCAGUGUUUUCUUCCCUUAUGAAAACAAUGGACGGAAAAACAGAACAUAAGUUUUUAUUUUAUUUUUUUAAUUCAAUUUCAUUGUAUAUUUGAAAUUGCAUAACUCCACUGUAGAUGUUCAAACCCUAAACCAAGGUUCUUGUGAAUGUUUCGAUGUCCAACAUUAUCUCAUAUUAAAUGUUAUUUGGCUUAAACUGCAGAUUUAUAACACUUUUUUUUCUUUUUUUGAGACGAGCAGUAUAGAUGCCUUUUCCAUUAUGACACUUUAACUUUUGGUAAAUGUAUUGGAUUUACAUCAUUUAUUCCAGUUGGACUGUUAAUCCCCAAAUCCAAAUGUAUGAUUAAAUUGAUCAAGGUUUGGCCACUUCCAUAUUGGUUGUCCGACCCUAUUUUCCUCUCCCACUUCCUAGGGUACUCUUUGAUACAGAUGAAUCGGGUAGAGGGCAGUCCAUGGGCAGCCAAAUACACAAGACAAUCCUAAGGCAAUUGGUUGUAAACCUAAGACAUUGCAGUCACAGGCAACACAUUAAACUAGUGUUCCAGAUAAACUUGCAUUCAGUUUGCAUUUGUUCCACACUCUUUGUAUGCCUCACUCUUGUUGUUUAUAAGUGACUUAAUUGUCAUUGAUGGAAAUAGAGCAUAGGAGCCGCCAAACUUGGUGCAAAUGGAUUAUGUCCAUUGUGUUAUGGUUUUAGCCCAGCCACAUUUGCCAACUAUGGGUUCAUUUAAACGCCUUGCACAUUCUAGUUCUGGUUGUUUAACACCCACCUUUACCGUCACACUUUUUACUUUGAUGUCAGUCGUUGUAUGAGGAUGUUUUAACUAUAGAGAAUGUGUAUACAAAGUUAUUACACCGGAUAUCUCUGCUCCCCAGUGCCAGCGUAGCCUUCCCCUUGUGCCAGAAUUGUUCUAGUGCUUACAUUUAGACAUGAUGCUUAUCAAUUGCCCUAAAGACAGUGAUAUAUAGGAAACCUGUAUUGGAUUGAAAUAACUUUGUUUCUGGCAAGUGAACAUUUUAGGCAAGUAUUUUAUAUUUCAACAUUUAUUAAAUUUAUAGUUGCAUUUCUGUCAUUUAUACACAAGGUUGAAGUUUUUUCCUUUUCAUCAACAUUUUGUUAAGGUGGAUUAAGCUGACUGAGCAUCAUAAAGAUGUGAUGGAUUCAUCUUUUUGUCAGUAAUGUUAACCUGCGCGUCUCCAUCAUUCUCACAACCAAAGCGAUUUUCUUGGCAUCUUCUUUUCUUUUUUCUUUUUUUUAUGUCUUCUUGUUUUUUUUCUGAGGCACCGCUUCCCUUACGCUAUGUGUGUCGUAAAUUUGUCAAGGAGGUGGUGGGGGUACAAAAUUGACUUUGCCAAGAGGUAAUGAAAAGAGAUUACGUGUUUUUCAGAGAAAGUCAAUAAAACUUGACUUCUUUCCUCCUCAAAACGUAGGGAAACAUUGUUUCCUGUUAAUGGUUACUUUUAAAGCCAUGAAAAAUGGUAAUGUAGUAUUUAAAAUGUAUUAUGAAUAUUAUUGUUCUGAAAUGUGAAUGCAAAUUUUAAGUGUAUUUGGACCUACCCAACCUGAUCAAGGGCUGCAGUUGUAAAGUGUUCUCGUUUCAUGAGUUUAAUUUAAAGUUACAGGAAAAACUUUCAAUAUCUGUUUUAAAAUGCCUAAUUUCCAAAUUAAGCAGAACAUGUCACAAUACCAUACAAUUGUACUACACACAAAAGAGCACUGAACUUUUUUUUAAACAAUAAACACCCACAACAUUU